Molecule: messenger RNA, 883 nt
Organism: Amphimedon queenslandica
Lineage: Eukaryota; Metazoa; Porifera; Demospongiae; Haplosclerida; Niphatidae
Exons: 6
Coding region: 37-729 (230 amino acids)
Cellular component (GO): trans-Golgi network
Source: RefSeq, a predicted model, not a curated record
AUUAUUGCAAGCCAGUGGGCGUGUUUGCUUGUAAAAAUGCAUAUUGCUGUCUGUUUGGUUUCUCUUUUGCCUAUUUGCUUUGGGUCGUCUCUUACUCGCUGCUCCCCUCCUUCAGGAGAGCCAACCUGUGUCUGCAAAACACAUCAUGGAACAAUAGAUUUGACAAAAAUAACUCAAAAUAAUGGAAGUGCAAAGUUUGCUGAUUCUGACUUUUUUCAUGGUUAUUAUCAUUAUCAGUACAACCCUUGCUUUGGCUUUAGUGUAGGCAGUGAGGGUGAUUGUAAUAAUGGGAAUACUGCAAUUUGCCAGGAUGAAAAAACUCUUGUUUCUACUAUUGAUACAGAAGCCAUGUAUUAUGAUUCUGAGGGAAAUUAUGAGUUGCAUUACAGUGGAGGAGAUAAAAGCAGAACAGGCAUUGUCUAUCUACACUGUGAUGAAGCAGCAGUUAAUCCAAUAAUUAAUACUACUGGUGAUUCAGAAACACCGUAUCUUUAUCUCUUUAAUCUUUAUACAAAUGAAGCUUGUAUAAAAAAACAUUCAUCAGGUUCAGAUGAUUCUGGAUAUAUCGGUGCUAUAUUAAUCUCACUGGCUCUGACUGGACUAUUGGCUUACUUUAUUAUCGGUGGUAUUAUUCUUAAAUUUCAUCAAAAAAAAAGCGGCACUGACAUAAUUCCUAAUAAAAGGUUCUGGUUUAGCCUACCAUUUCUUGUAAAGAUUAUUUCCAUAUAGGACGGAGUGAAAUUUAUUGCAACACCAUGCAUUAGAGUGAAGUACAAAGACUAUCAACCAAUCUAGGACUAAUCUUAUAGAUUGUGAAUAAUAUUUUUAUGUUGCUAACCACAAGAGCAGAUAAUACUUAUCUUAUGCUGACUAUCAAUCAUAA